Lentinula edodes (shiitake mushroom) is the source of this 4487-nucleotide messenger RNA. RefSeq names its product CNH domain-containing protein. Bases 46 to 4152 code for a protein of 1368 amino acids. Lineage: Eukaryota; Fungi; Basidiomycota; Agaricomycetes; Agaricales; Omphalotaceae. Gene Ontology annotation, biological process: intracellular signal transduction. The record is from RefSeq and is a predicted model, not a curated record. The transcript is spliced from 15 exons. Gene Ontology annotation, molecular function: guanyl-nucleotide exchange factor activity.
CAGCGCCUGGCAAACUCUCCUCCUUCACCAUCAUCGUCAACGACGAUGGACAAACCAAUGGGUCCUAGGCAGCCUCCCGCACCAGAUAAGAGGAAUGCAGCCUACGAGUCUAUCUUUGGACGUCCAAGCGCCUCUCACCAUCAUCAAUCUCCUGUUCCCACUGUCCAGCCUCCAUACCCACCUCAAACUAACUAUUAUUACCAGCAGCAACCGCAGAGUUACCAGCAAAAUGCCGUUGACAGGAGGACGUCUUUUCAACAGUACCAUCACUCGCCGUCACUGUACACCAAUCCAACGUAUAACUCUUCCAAUAUACCCCCAAAUGCGUACCCGAGAUACACUCCUUCUUCAUACAAUUAUACUCCUUCUCUUGCCCCUCCUUCUGUCUCUAUAAGGGCCAGAUCUAUACAUUCCAGUACAAACGGACCAGGAAUUAUUGCCCCGAAGCCAGAGGAACCACCAGAUCCUUCUCUCGAAGCACUGACCAAGUCGGGCCUUACCCCGGCCCAAGCCUACCAAGCUCAAAUCUAUCGAAAUUCCACUCCGUCUUCCCUUCCCGCUGUCGAAAGCGAUGACGGUAGACUCGGUAUCGACUUCGCAGCUGAAAGCAAUUCGAGCGAUCAAAGUACUGAUGACAGUAGCGAGCUGCCUUGGGCAAGAAAGGAAUCUCCACGCACUAUGUCUUCCUUGCCUCAACGCAACUCUACUACAAACAUUUCUCAUAAUCGUCAUUCCCAUGCCUCCACCAAUCAUUCGCUUCAUGUAGACACAGCUUCGGCUCAAUCUAUACGGUCAUCUGUCGCUAGUACCUCACCUUCAUCUUUCUCUUUGGCUGAUAACAACUCCUUAUCCAUGGAAACUGCUACAACCAGCACACUCGUAGGCACCAGCACGGGAAGGAGAUCAUCGGAGUCUGCCCAUAUCCAUAGGGUAACAGGAAACGCCCGUCGAGAGAAAUCAGCUCAGGAUAGGUCAAUGUCCAUGUCGGCAGCAACAAAUUCCAUGCGUGCAGUUCUUGCUUCUAGAGUCCCAAUUCCUGGUUUACCAGAAGGGCGCCAUUCUCCCAUCUCUAUCAAAACUCACACACGCAAAACGCCAAUAGUCUACCCAGCGUUGCUUUCACGAGUCGCGGAAGCGUUUCGGGACCGCAUUCAACUCGCAGAUAGGCUCAAAGACGGUCUCACGUACAAGAAUGCUUUUGAUGGCCGGGAAGCUGUCGAUAAGAUUGCCUACAUCAUAAAAACCACAGAUCGGAAUCUCGCUCUACUCCUUGGAAGAGCUCUCGAUGCGCAAAAAUUCUUUCACGAUGUUACAUACGACCAUCGGUUAAGAGAUAGUGCGAACGAGUUAUACCAAUUCCGUACAAAAUUGCCCAGUCCUUUCGUCAGUGGUGAGCUGCCGAAUGUGAAUGCCACAUCGAGCGAGCUGCCUUCUUUCCAAACGGCUACCGAAUCACCCGUGGAAGGUGAACCUUCAUCGCCUUCUCCUUCAGUCAAUCAAUCGCGUCCUCGCAAAGGUUCAUUCAGCUCCGAUGAAGUUGAGCUUCCUUCAGGUGUAUUCACUCUCUUAACGGAUUGCUACUCGCCUACUUGUUCAAGAGACCAACUUUGCUACAGCAUUGCUUGUCCACGGCGCCUCGAGCAACAGGCUCGAUUAAACAUGAAGCCACAGCCAGGGCUCUCCAAACAGAUCAGCAAGGAAAGUUUGAAUGACACGCCGGAUGACGGAACGUUGUGGAUUCAUUCUGUGCCACAAGAAAUUGUCAACAGUGUGUCAGACACAGAGAAAAAGCGGCAAGAGGCUAUCAAUGAAGUCAUAUACACUGAACGCGACUUCGUCCGUGAUAUGGAAUAUCUCAGAGAUAUCUGGAUAAAACGACUGCAGGAAUCCGACGUCAUUCCCGAGGAUAGACGUACUGCGUUCCUCGAGCAGGUAUUCUGGAACGUAUUUGACAUAAUCGCAGUCAAUAUUCGUCUACGUGAUGCUCUUGUCAAACGACAAAAACAAUACGCUGUGGUGGAGAAGAUUGGGGACAUACUGCUUGAUGCGGUUCCCCAUUUCAACAAUCCAUUUGUGUCUUACGGCUCACAUCAGUUGUACGGAAAAUAUGAAUUCGAGAAGGAGAAGAACUCAAAUCCUGCUUUCGCUCAAUUUGUCGAGGCAAGUCGUAGUCAUGUUACGGAACGGCUUCCGGAAUCACGUAAACUAGAGCUCAAUGCGUACUUGACGAAACCAACCACCCGUCUGGCGAGGUAUCCUUUACUUCUGGAAGCUGUGUUGAAGCAUACUCCUGAGGACAAUCCUGAUAAGACCACUUUACCCCAAGUUGUGUCUGUAAUUCGCGAAAUUCUUGGGCGCGUUAACACGGCGUCUGGACAAGCCGAGAACCGCUUUAAUUUGAUUCAGCUCGAUGGGCAGUUGCAAUGGCGACCCGGGGAGGAAGUGCCACUUCGCUUGAGAGAGGAAGGUCGCGAAAUGAUAUACAAAGGCCCUCUCAAUAAACGCGAUGGCGAACUGCAAGUGUAUCUGUUCGAUCAUGCCCUGCUGUUCACCAAAGUUGUUAAGACGAAGCAACACGAAUUCUACAAAGUUUAUCGCCCCCCAAUACCACUUGAACUCCUUUUGGUCAGUGCUUCUGAUGAUGCAAGUCCUAACGGUAAUGGGCAUAAUACCUUGCGAGGGAAUCGACGGCAAGGUCUUGUUAAAAAAAACUCCUUCAGUCGCGAUUCCAGGUCGUCGCCUAAUUUUACUGUGCCACCCGUCCACGUCAAGACCGAUGCCAAAGGUCAAUUUUGGAUCAACUUUGUCCAUCUUGGACGGAAGUACUACAAUCUUGUCCUAUGGGCGAAUUCAAAUCUCAACCAGAAAAAAUGGCUGGAGAACAUUUACAAGCAGCAACAGGCAAUAAAAGAACGAAGCAAUAUCUUCGAGACGGUUUCGUUAAGCGAAGGCUUUUUUAAUAACCCAAACAAGGUCAAUUGUGCGGCACCCUUCAGUGGCGGUCGGAAGAUUGCGUAUGGUACAGACGAUGGCGUUUACUUCAGCGAUCUACGGGAAGUGAAUAAAGAUCCGGUCAAAGUCCUCGGACUAAUGGAUGUCACUCAAAUCGAUGUGUUAGAGGAUUAUCAGUUGUUGAUCGUCCUUUCUGAACGUAGCGUCAUUACUUUCCCCCUCGAAGCAUUAGAUCCAAUAGAUCCCCUAGCUGGGUUAAAACGCGCCAAACGGAUAACAUCCCAUACAUCCUUCUUCAAAACUGGAUAUUGUCUUGGUCGAAUGCUAGUCUGCAUUGUCAAAUCCAGUCAACUCUCCAGUACCUUCAAAACAUUAGAACCGAUAGAUCAAGGUACAAGGGGCCGUGCCAAGCCCACAUUCCGGAAACUUCUCCAAGGGGGUAACGAUACACUCAAAUUAUUCAGAGAGUUCUAUAUCCCGGUUGAAUCGUCGUCUAUCCACUACCUCAAGACUAAGUUAUGUGUGGGUUGCUCGCGGGGAUUCGAAAUUGUUGAUCUGGAGACGUUGGAUACGCAAGGCUUGUUGGAUCCCAACGAUGAGUCACUCGACUUUGUCCGUAAGCGAGAUAAUCUACGGCCGAUGGCUAUUUACCGCAUCCAAAACGAGUUCCUGUUGUGCUAUGACGAAUUUGCUUUCUAUGUGAACAAAAACGGUCGGCGGUCUCGGAAAGAGUUCAUGGUAUUUUGGGAAGGAAUUCCAACGGGAUUUGCGUUACACGAGCCAUACGUUUUGGCGUUUGAACCGACAUUUGUAGAAAUUCGACAUAUAGAGACGUGCUUGAUGACACAAGUUAUCCAAGGGUCAAAUCUGCGGCUGUUGUUCGCCGACAAUCCCCCCUCGAUGACUGGCGCUGCCUCACAAGCGAAUUCUUGGGGCAUUCCAAAUCCAGGAAUGUAUCAGCCUGGAUACGAGGCAAAUCCAUACAACGGUUACCACCAACCGUACCGGCCAGGAUACGGAGGUUACGGAGGACCACCAACACUUCAGAUGCAAUAUCCUAUGCAUCCCCGGCAACAAGGAUAUGUCCGAGAUGAGAUAUUGAUGGUUUCGGACGACCGAGUGUUUGCACUGCGCACGAACUAUGCUGAGCCACAACAUUUGGUGUCUGACAAUGCCUCUAUGAUUUCCAUGCCUCGAUAGUCCGAACUUACUCGCUCUUCCGGUGCUUCUAUAUCCAUUUUGAAUUAUUCCACUUUUGUUGUUGCAACGUCGUUAUAUUAUUCUACUGUGCAUCAUUCUUCUUUUACCGCCCGUUCAGAGGGCCUGUACUUUCACGUGCACUCUGUUGUCUCAGUCUCCGUAUUCACCUAGCAUAUACUUACAUCUUUACUGCAUCUGUAUUGAGACUUCAACCUGGCGGAAAACCGGUCUACAUACGUCGUGACGUAUGGAGAUCAAUAUCAGGGUGCCGCCGGCCGGGCUUGGCAUGGGAAAAAUUGCCACUACUAAGUCAAGGAAAAGUUUCGCUUUUGAUC